This is a messenger RNA of Belonocnema kinseyi, 4678 nucleotides long. RefSeq lists its product as uncharacterized. Gene Ontology annotation, molecular function: DNA-directed DNA polymerase activity; nucleotide binding; DNA binding. The record is from RefSeq and is a predicted model, not a curated record. Bases 1131 to 2480 code for a protein of 449 amino acids. Gene Ontology annotation, biological process: DNA replication. The transcript is spliced from 2 exons. NCBI's taxonomy places the organism in Eukaryota, Metazoa, Arthropoda, Insecta, Hymenoptera, Cynipidae.
GGUUGUCAGAUGACUAGAGAUGAACAUAUGAGGGAAGAUCAUCUGGAUGUGAAUAGUAGUUUGAGAAGAAACCGAAAUGGAAGAAGAAACAGAGGAAGAGGUGAAUGAAGAUACCGAGGACGCGUAUGGGGAUGAUAUUGAUGUCGAGAUUUGUGAGGGCGAGGAUACAGAGGAAAUUGACUUUGAGGCUUGCGAUGAGAACGAGAUAGAGGUGGAUGAGAGGAGUGCAUCCAUGGACGAGAUUUGCCACACACAACUGCGAGGGUAUCAGCAGAUGCAACACUAGAAUUUACUGGAUCAUCAGCUGCAGCAGAGACACUUAAUGGAAGACCAGGUUCUCAAUGAGUUUCAUCAGCAGAAUUUCUUGUAUCCAGAGUCGUUGAAUCAGCAUAUACAAAUUGGUGGUGCACAAACAGGUAGGAGAGAGAGAUUUUUUGAUAUUAAAUGGGAUAGGUCUCUCUAUUUUGAAAAAUUCCUUACGACUGGUCGUGAAAUUUCAAUUCAGGUAGUGGAGCCUUCAGAGGAUGAAAAUGCUAUUGAUUAUUUAAAAAAAGCGUUUACCGCUAUUUUUAAAUACUUGAUGGAUUUUAUCGAUAGUUCUGAUCAUUAUGUUAGUAUAAAAAUUAACUAGGACUUUUUUACUAAAGGAGCUGGUGGUUUGUCCUUUCGCCCAGCAUGUGAUUUAAGUUUCGAUGUACUUUGGGAUCUUAUUUUUAAAAUUAUUCAAAGUAAUGAAGAGAUCAAACUAGAUAAUUCCUUUGUUAUUACUUUAAAUACAGUGAAAGGUAUACGUGGUGGGGGUCGAAAGGCACUGACACACGAGGAUAUUAAAAAAAAGGUCAAUUUUGAAAAUCCAAAAUAGUGAUAAUCUAUGUCUUCCGCGUUCUAUUGUGACUGCAUGUAUAUACAAAGAGCGGGGUACAAUUCGCAGCGGGUUGUUACAUACACAAUGGGAAAGAGUCAGGUUAUCGAAGGGAAAAUUACAGCGUGAACUAGCUACUGAGCUAGUUCGUAAGGUGAGUGUGACGAUCCCUGAAUCCGGUUGCGGAAUAUAUGAGCUGAAGAUUAUUCAAAAUUACCUCCUCCGUGAAAGAAUCACGUUAGUUAUUUUUGAUUUUAAUAAUUUUGGCAUGGGUAAGACUCCAUCACUACAUGACGGAACCACGUUGAUUACAGAUAUAGGGCGAACGGUACGAUAUAGUGUUAAUAUAAUGUUCUAUCCGAAUAAGAAUCACUUUGAGCCAAUUUUAUGUUUAAAAGCAGCCGCUGGUAACCGAGAGUUUUGCAUUCCAUGCAAUACGAGUUAUGCCAACCCAGCCACUUAUCGAUGUACAAGUAAAUGUAGCUCAUGUUUGUCAAUACCCCCUUGCAAAUCUGUGGAAGAAAUAAUAAAGGGUAAUAUACAUGAAAUUAAAUGCAAUUCAUGUAAUCGCUUUUUCCUUAAUAGUAGCUGUCUACACAAGCAUAGUGUCAAAAGUUCCUAUUCCGGUGGAACAAGCGUGUGUGCUGUUUUACAGAUUUGUAAAACAUGUUUGAGGGUGGCAAAUUUUUAUAAAACUAAAGACCAUCAAUGCGGAACAUUUUACUGUAAAAAUUGUAAAUGCAUACGUGAAUAUAACCACGAAUGUUACAUGGCCCCAGUAAAGGAGCGUCUCUCUAAUUCCUCGAAGCGAAUCAGAUUUGUAUUUUAUGAUUUAGAAACACGUCAAACGAAAACGCUUCCUGGGGAUAAUUCGGUAAACAUACAUGAGCCAAAUCUCAGUGUAGUUCAGAAAGUCUGCUCUGUCUGUUUACUGAAUGAAAAUAUGAAUGAUUCUUGUAAAUAUUGUGGUGUCAGACGAUUAGUAUUCAGAGGGGAUGAACUUAUACAGAAUUUAAUAAAUCAUGUAACACGCGAGGGGAAACAGUUUAGUCAGACAAUUUGCAUUGCACACAAUGCAAAAGGGUUUGACCUACAAUUUAUUCUUAGAAACCUAGCAGAGGUUAAAGGUACCAGAAUACGUCCAAAAGUAAUAUUGAAUGGUACUAAAAUCAUGCUCAUGCAGGUCGGGGAAUGUAAAUUCGUAGAUAGCUUGAAUUACAUGCCUAUGCCUUUGAGUGCUCUCCCCAAAGCAUUUGGUCUCACUGGUGAGCAUUCAAAGAAAGGUGCAUUCCCACAUUUUUUUAAUAGACCAGAGAAUGAUUUGUAUGUAGGCCAUUUGCCACCAUUUGAGGAUUACUCUCCAGAUACCAUGAGUAUCGAGGCUCGUAAAGAAUUUUACGAGUGGUACGAUGUAUGUAAAAACGACUAUGUUUUUGAUUUUAAAAAAGAAAUGCUAGAGUAUUGUGUGAGCGAUGUGACAAUACUUCGUCGCGCCUGUCUCGCAUAUAGAACAAUUUUUUUAAAUGUGGUAAUGUGUGUCCUUUUACUGAAUGCACUACCAUCGCUUCUGCUUGCUCAUGAAUCUACCGCAAGAAUUUCCUUCUCCCUAAAAUCAUAGGUAUUAUACCGAAUGGUGGAUACAGUCGAGCAAAUAGACAGUCUGUAAAAGCCAUUGAAUGGCUAUUAUGGGUAGAACGAGAAAUUGGGGUGGAAAUCCAACACGCGGCAAGAUCUCGUGAAUUCCGUCUACCAGAGGGAGCGCUAGUUGACGGUUACUAUAUAGAUGGUGAUGAAAAGCGCCAUGUUUUACAGUUUCAUGGCUGCUUUUGGCAUGGGUGUGUAUAUUGUUACAAGUUAAAUCGCGAUGAGAAAUUAAAAUUCGAGGAUACAAUUGAUAUGCCUUAUGAGAACACUCGCGCCACGAGUGAAAAAAUUCGAAAAGCCGGUUACGUACUAACCGAAAUAUGGGAGUGUAAAUAUGAUAAAUUAAAAAAAAAAUUCCCCGGUAUGAACGAAUAUUUUGAAAAUCAUCCCUUACUCCACCAGGAUGCGUUAAAUCCUCGUGAAGCGUUUUUCGGAGGACUUACAGGAAAUACAGUGUGUUAUUAUAAAAAUAAAAAUAAUGAAAAAAUUCGAUACAUCUAUGUUUGCUCUUUAUAUCCAUUUAUUUCGAAAAUGGGGAAAUUUCCUGUAGGUCAUCCGAAAAUUUAUGUUGGCGAUGAGGAGUGUAGAGGACUAGCUGGUCCAAAUUACAUGAAUUUGCAUCAUAUUGACGGAUUAAUUAAAUGUCGUGUGCUUCCUCCAAGACAUUUAUUUCAUCCCGUGCUACCUGUGCGAAUGCAUGAGAAACUCAUGUUCCCACUUUGUCAUGCGUGUUGUGCGUCUAUGAGCCAAACUGAAUGCUCUCAUGACGAUACGAUGCGUGAGCUGGAGGGAACCUAGGUUUUGGAUGAGUUGAAUAAAGCCAUGGAGUUAAAUUAUAGAGUAACCCAUAUUUCAGAGAUAUGGAAAUAUCAGGUUAUGCAAUACGAUACGAAAACACGUACAGGUGGGCUAUUUGCGGGCUAUAUAAACACCUUUUUAUAAAAUAAACAGGAGGAUAGUGGCUGGCCGAGCGAGUGCGUUGACGAAGAGUCAAAACAACAUUAUCUUCGUGAGCAUGAUGAAAUUGAGGGGAUAGAGUUAGAUCCUGAACAGAUUUAAAAAAACCCUGGUUUAUGUUCCGUUGCAAAACUUUGUCUCAACUCUUUUUAAAUAGCAAACGGAGGUUGUUGAGGAGCGUAAACGGUUGAUGGAGUUGCUUACUAGUCCAGAGUUGGAAUUCCAUGACAUUGUCCCUGUAAAUGAUGAUGUUUUAUAUGCCUCUUGGUCGUAUAGAGAGGAAGCUAGUGUAGCGUCACCCUACACAAACGUAGUAAUAGCCGCUUACACCACUGCUCAAGCUAAGCUAAAGCUUUUUGAGUAUCUCUAUCAACUAGAUCGACGUGUGUUGUACUACGAUACAGACUCACGCAUUUACAUAUGUCAGGAAAAUGUAUCAGAGUACAAUUCCCCGAUGGGUCGAUUACUGGGGCAGAAGACGGAUGAGUUAGAAGUUUACGGUCAGGGGAGCUAUAUUGAUACUUUUUUAUCUGGUGGCCCUAAAUUUUACGCGGACAACGUAACAUCUCCAGAUGAAGAAUCUUACCAAGUUUGUAAAAUUAAGGGAAUAAUUCUAAAUUACAAAAACUCACAACUUUUCAAGUUUGAAAGCGUUCCGAGAUAUGGUAGUUAGCAAUGUUUCUCCAAUUUCAUUCUCAUUCAGAGCAAUUCGCCGAACGAAAUUUCACGAUGUGGUAACUAGGACGGAGAAAAAAACAUGUAAACCGGUGAAUAGUAAAAGAAGAUUCCUCGAUAAUUACGAAUCUUUACCAUAUAGUUAUAUCGAAGAGGGUCAAAAUAAAUAAAAUUCAGAGUAGUUUGACUUGAUUAGUUUGUUUUUCUGUAGAAAAUUACCUUUAAAACUAUGUAAAAAAUCUCUCUCUCCUUCUCUCUCUCUCCACCUGCAUGUGUAAUGAGGAGAUGGGUUCAUGACUUCAGCUGGAAGAACAUGUAUGUAUAUUUGAAUAAUCAGUUGUUAAAACAUAAAACUGUAUAAUUAACACUUUUUCAUAUUUCAUAUAACUGGGAUGUGUAUGGGCAACCUAUUUGCGGCAAUACCAAUUGCACAGGCUUUGACAGGCCGUGGUCACUAAUAUAGGCAACCGUAAAGACACAUACUUUGAUCCUGUUUUGCGGGCUCGUUAGAUGGCUCUGUAGUACUUUCCCCCGCUACAC